Molecule: messenger RNA, 5056 nt
Organism: Fundulus heteroclitus (mummichog)
Lineage: Eukaryota; Metazoa; Chordata; Actinopteri; Cyprinodontiformes; Fundulidae
Product: protein-methionine sulfoxide oxidase mical3a
Molecular function (GO): FAD binding; protein binding
Source: RefSeq, a predicted model, not a curated record
AGGAGGGCUGGAGGAUGGAGGUGAGUCCGAAGUCCCAUCCUGUCAGCCAGCUCCAGUUUGAUGUCAUCGUUGGAGCCGACGGACGCAGGAACACGUUGCCAGGUUUCAGGCGUAAGGAGUUCAGGGGGAAGCUGGCCAUCGCCAUCACAGCCAACUUCAAGAACAGGAACACCUCAGCGGAGGCCAAGGUGGAGGAGAUCAGCGGCGUGGCUUUCAUCUUCAACCAGAGGUUCUUCCAGGAGCUGCGGCAGGAAACCGGGAUCGACCUGGAGAAUAUUGUGUACUACAAGGACGACACACACUACUUUGUUAUGACAGCAAAGAAACAGAGUCUGCUGGACAAAGGAGUCAUUCUACAGGACUUUGCAGACACCGAGCAGCUCCUCUCUCGAGGGAAUGUGGACCAGGACGCUUUGCAGGCAUACGCACGCGAGGCCGCGGACUUCUCCACCAAUCACCAGCUGCCGAUCCUGGACUUCGCCAUGAACCACUACGGUCAGCCGGACGUCGCCAUGUUCGACUUUACCUGCAUGUAUGCGUCAGAGAACGCCGCCAUGAUCCGCCAACGCCGUGGACACCAGCUGCUGGUCACUCUGGUCGGAGACAGUCUGCUCGAGCCCUUUUGGCCGAUGGGGACGGGCGUAGCUCGGGGGUUCCUGGCAGCUCUGGAUUCAGCCUGGAUGAUAAGAAGCUGGGCUCAGGGUGCAGCGCCUCUGGAUGUCCUGGCUGAGAGGGAGAGUUUGUACCGUCUGCUCCCUCAGACGACUCCAGAGAACAUGCAGAAGAGCAUCAGUCUGUUCACAGUGGAUCCAGUGACAAGAUACCUGAACGUCGGUCCGCUGGCCGUCACACCUGCUCAGGUGAGACACCUGGUGAACACCGGCGAAGAGGCGGAGCCAAACACCAGUGAAAGUGAAAUUAUCCGGCUGCCUUCACCCAGUCUUUUAGGACAAGACUCCUGCUCUCAGUCUAACCAGCUGCUGGCCUGGUGUCAGCAGCAGACUCGGGGCUACAGAGGGGUCGCUGUUUCUGACCUGACCACAUCCUGGAAGAGCGGCCUCGCCCUGUGCGCUCUUAUCCACCGCAGCCGGCCGGAUCUGAUAGACUACGACUCUCUGGACGAGUCGACGGUGGAGGAAAACAUCCGACUGGCGUUCGACGUGGCCGAGCGGGAGUUUGGGAUCUCUCCUCUGAUGACGGUGGAGGAAAUGUCGUCUGUUGGGGAACCGGACUCUCUAUCCAUGGUGAUGUACCUGAGUCAGCUCUACCAGCUGCACAAAGAACUGCGCCGUCCUGCUGGCUCCCUGAGUCAGAACGCUGAUCUGAGAGCAGCUCUCAUCACUCCAGCCUCCCUCCUCAGCAGACUGGCAUCCAGCCCGUCCAGGAAGAGAAACCCAAAGGAGCAUGGCGGCGCUCUGGGCAAACGGAGAAGGACGAGUCAGGAGUGUGGAGAGCUUCAGGAGUCAUGCGACUUCAAUGGGGACUUUGAGGAUAACUUUGUGGGCGGGACCAGCCGGUCCCGCGUUCGUCUGAUGGCCAAUCAGCUGCAGGCGAAGCUGGACGAGAGCUCCUCCACAUGCAUGACCUCCUCUUCUUCUUCUGCUGCAGCCCUACGUCAGCAGCAGGAGGACCCGUCCAGCCUCCCUUCCCCUUCAGAGUCUGCAGACCACCAGCCGGUCUCUCCUCCUGCGCAGACGUCACCAUGGAGACCGAGAAAGCGAACCCUUCAGCAGGAGCAGAUGAGUUUCCGCUUCAGAGAGAGGAUCAAGUCUCACUGGGCGUCCAGCAGGGACGAGCAGUGUCUUCAGAUGUACACCGGGGGGGUGAGCGCGCUGGCUGAGCAGAUAAGCAGCCGCAUUCAGCGCCAGCAGCAGAGUAGCUCGGUCUCCGUGGGCAGCGACGUCUGUUUCUUCUGCAAGCAGAAGGUUUAUGUGAUGGAGCGUCUGAGCGCCGAGGGCCUGUUCUUCCACCGCAGCUGCUUCCGCUGCGAUUCCUGCAGCGCGCCCCUCCGGCUGGUGUCCUACAGCUACCACCAGGACAGCGGGAGGUUUCACUGUCUGCAGCAUCCUGAAUGCCAGCUGGGCGCUCCCACCCUGAGGAAGAGGCCGACUCCGCCUGCCUCGGCUGGAGCUUCAACGCCGUCCCUGUCUUCAGCUCCAUCCCUCUCUGACUCUCUGGCCGAGCGGCGCCGGUCCUCAGCUGCGUCUGUGAUGGCGGCGACGCCCGAGAGGAUCGAGCUGGAAAACCGCAGGAAGCACGAGCUGCAGGAGGAACCUGAGGAGGUCUCAGAGGAGGUGCUGAACCGAUUCAACCUGAGCGAGGAGGCGGCCGUGCAUGUCAGCAGCAGAGACCUCCUCCCUCCUGCCGGUGUGUUUCCUGCUGUCAGUUCAGAGGAAGAGGAGGGUGAAGAAGGUCCACGCUGUGACAGCUCACAGGAGGCGACAGCUUCAUGGAGGCAAACUGUGCUCCCUGUGAGAGGUGAGGAAGAGGAGGAGGAGGAGGAGGAGAGAGAGGAAGGCAGCGCUGACGAAGACAAGUCCAGCGAUGAGGGGGAGUACAGCCCGUGGGAGACGGAGCGUCGCUCGGGCCUCUGGCUCCUGUCAGAGGAGGAGUCUACUCCUCACACCUGUGACACACCUGUGCAGCACGGCUCCGCCUCCUCUCCAUCUCCUUCUAUAACUCCGCCCAAUGCACCGACACCUGACGCUGCCAAAGCUCCUCUCUCACCUGUCAUCGUCAUGGACACGGCAGCGCAGAAGCGACCUACAGCGGGGGGGCGGGGCUCGUUUGAUGACAUCACACCUGAACUGCCACAGAAGAAGCCCCUCCUCAAGGAGGAGCAUGAGGAGGUGGAGUCAGAAGAGAAGGUCAGAGAGGCUCCUCCCCCUGGGCAGGUGGAGUUCAGUGGAGGCGGAGCCAGAAGCCUUUGGAAGGCGGCGCUCCCUGGGAGUGAAAAGGAACAGAAACGGAGGGGCAGGACUUUGCCUGCAGAGAAACCCAGGAGGUUACCAGCCAAUCAGAGGAGAGUUACAGUGGCGGGAGAGGAAGUGGAUCUGGACUCGUCGACUCUGCUACAGAGAUGUUCGCUGAAACCCAGAAACAAUCUGCAGCUGGAGCUGUUUGGCCUCGUGUCUGAACUCCAGAAAGUUUCUAUGGAAGAGGAGGAAGAGGAGAACCAGCAGGCAUACGUUCCUCACGCUCUGGCAUUCAGGCGAUCAUACGCAGUCAAGAGAAAACCCUUGAGGGACAGAGUCCAGGACUCUGAUGGACAGUCCUCGUGUCCCACAGAGGUGGUGGGCGUUCUAGCGCAGCCCAAGGAACCGUCCAGUCUGAGCGUGAGGGAGACCAUGUUCCACAAGGAGCCAGAGGAUGAAGACGAAGACCUGGACGCCAAAAUCACUCGCCGUGUCCAGAGAGCUGCCAGGAGACAGGCAAAAAAAGACCAGCUGAAGAGGCUGCACAAGGCUCAGAUGAUCCAGCGGCAGCUGCAGCAGGUGGAGGUGAAGCAGAGACAGCUGGAGGAGAGAGGAGUGAUGGUGGAGAAAGCUCUGAGAGGAGAAGCAGACUACUGGGAGGAUUCCAGCCACGGUCCAGACAUGGAGCUUCACCUAGGAGGACUGGGUAAACUGGAUAACCUGGCUCUGAUGCAGCAGUGGUUCCAGCUGGUCCAGCAGAAGAACUCUCUGGUUCGAUACGAAUCUGAACUUAUGAUAUUCGCCCGCGAGCUGCAGCUGGAGGACAGACAGAGUCAGCUGCAGCAGGAGCUCAGAGAGAGGAUGGCUGUGGAUGAUCACCUGAAGGAUGAGGAGCAGCUCGCUGAGGAGCGCCUGAUCUUGGAGGAGAUGCUGGAGGUGGUGGAACAGAGGGAUGCUCUGGUGUCUCUGCUGGAGGAGCAGCGGCUGCUGGAGAAGCAGGAAGACCAGGACCUGGAGCAGGUCUUGAUGGCUGGAGGACUAGGACUCAGCUGGACCUGAAGAAACUCCUGUCAGCUGGUAUUAGAAGACUCAGCUGAUGCAGAACCUGAAUCCAAAUGAGAUUUAAUAGAAUGCAGAGCAGGACCUGACAGAGCUGCUGGACAUGGAAGUUUCUGGUGGAAAAGGUCCUCCUGCAGCAUUUAAGUGGUUCUGGUUCUGAAAGUGGAAACUUUGAUGGCUGCGGCGCUGAGAUGUUCAAACUUCAGUAAAGUUCUCCUGGAUCCUAACAGGACCUCAUUGACAAUUCAUGGCAGAACAUCCUGCAGAAAAUGUUGACUCAGAUUAGAAAGGUUCUGAUUCGGUUCUGAUUCGGUUCUGUUUGGGUUCAGUCGGGAACGCUCUGCUUUUCUCUUUGCUUCUGUUAAACGGCCAAUCAGAACGCAGCUGGCUUUGCCUUCAACGCCUCCAUGUUUACUGAACCUUCAUGUUCUGGUCUGGGUUUCCUGAAGCUCUGGAUUUACCUUCAUGGACAAUAACUCCAGGAAGUCACUGGACUGGAAAAAUAACGGAUUACUGUGAAAAUAAAAUACUUCAAAUGUUCAUUUUAAAAUAUAAAUAUCCACAUACGUCUAAUUAAAUAAUAUUAAAUCAAUGACAUUAAACUUUAAAUUCAAAAUCAUUAUGAAAAUACAACUUAGCAAUAAGUUCUGAUUAUUGUAAAAAAAUUGAUUCUAAAAUAAAUUAUGAAUUUACAAUAAAAAAGAUUUAUUCAUGAGUUAUAUUUUAGUUCAAUUGUGUAGCAAAAAUGUGAAGUUUUAAAAAAGACAAACAGAAUAAUCCUUGACUUUUGUCAAAUAAAAAUAAAAUGACAGUGAAAGUAUAAUCAUAAAAUGAAAUGUCAAACAAUUUGCAUAAAUGUGUGCAUAAAUCAUUGAAAUAUGUAUUUAUAUAUGUAUGAAGCCAAUUUGAACCAUUGGCAGAGUAGCCUGUAAGUACUGAAAAGUUAAAAUGUGAAUUAAAAAUAAAGCUAAAGAUGUUAACUAAUGUGAUUAAUAACUUACUUUGUUAAAUUAUUAAAUUAGGAAAAUAUUAUGAAAAUCUAAAUUAUUUUAACAAAUGGCUGAAUAAACCCUAAUUAUUGG